UUCUAUCGUGCAUUAUCAUUUCGCCGCUCGAAACUCCAACAGACGCCCGCGCGCUCGCUGUGUGUGUGUCCGGUGCCCGACCCCCAACACAUAAAUACAACCCGACCCGGCGUUGACAGUUGACACACAACCGCGCGCCCAGAACCAACGCUAUCCACGGAGUGUUCACCGCGCAUCGCAUUUGCGAAAAUUAUUCUUCUCGAACGAUCCGCGCGCUACGGUCGUGUACGUUUGCGUACGUUGAGCUGUUUUCGCGCAACCCGUUCGGAAGGUGCGUGUGUUUCUUGCGUUCUAGCGGCAAAAAGAGCACCUUCUGUAAAAAACGGGGUUUAGUGUGGCGUUUCGCGGGGGCCCACCGCCUGCUGUGACACUUUAAAAAGUGAGCUUAAGUUUUCCACGGAAACGCAUUUCCAGCGCGCUCUGCUGGAAGCGGGGUGACAGAGAAUAAAAACGAGUGAAAAAGAGGGGAAAAAAGUGUAACGAAAAAGUCUGUAAGCUUUUACCACCAAACAGUGGAAACAGUGGAAACAGUGGAAAAGUUUUGGUCUUCAACGUCACCUUCCGCCCCAGCUGGAUCUAACCACGAACCAGCAAUUGUGAGCCCGAACAAACCAGACUUUUAGUUUUCGGUGUUCGGAAAAAAAGACCCGCAAAAUCCCCAAUGCGAAAAGUCAUCGUCGCGCUUUUGACAGUGGGAAAAGUGUAGUGUAAAAUAAAAACAGAGGAACAGUGUCCCGGAUUUUCCUUCCCCUUUCCCAAUCUCUGUCAACACCUCGCGUGGUGGUGGCGCGGGUGGCAAAUGAAUGCUGUUAAAUAAUUUAAAUAAAAUUGGCAAAGUUUUAUCGUCGCUGCGGCGGUGCAGCACUGAAGCGUGCUUCAAACCGUGACGUAACCUCAAAAAUUAAACCCCGCCAGCAAACGGUGACAACGCCGAGAGAGCUCGCACAACUUCCAUUCCAAAAAAAGGUUGGACAAAGCAGCUAUGGCACACAAAACCACACUAAGGAGGUGUCACUGUUGGGCGUUGGUACGCACGCUGUUACUCUCGACCUUGCUGGCAGUGGUGCUGUGGCCCGCCGGUGAAGCGAAUGCCCUGCCGUACGGUGCAGCCGACAUCGAGCUAGACGAGGCAAACGAUGCCGUCUCGCUGACCGCUUGCUACGUGGAGGACCUGCGCAACAUCCGCGAACACUCGCAGAACCCGCUCGUCAUUCAGAUCAAUCACUGCUACCUGCAGGAGCUGCCGAACGCGAUCUUCAUACGCUUCACCGAUCUGCAGGUGUUGGAAAUUUGUGACAGCCGCGUAAACAACCUGCAAGACUUUGCCCUCAACGGGCUGCGCAACAUCGAGUCGCUGAACCUUUCGCGCAACAAUCUCACCACGAUCAAGUCCUGGAGCGAUCACGAUCUCGACACGCUGCAGGUGCUCGAUCUGCGCCGCAAUCUUAUCCGCUCGAUCGACGAGCUGUCCUUCCAGCGCUAUCCGGGGCUGGUGAAGCUCAGCUUGGCCGUGAACUUCAUCACCACCGUCCCGGACGGGACGUUCAAGCCGGUGGCAAAUCUGAAGAAUCUCAACCUGGGCAAGAACCUGCUAACCACCAUCGAGGAGGGUACGCUGCGCGGGCUGAACAAGCUGACGCACGUCGCGUUCCAUCACAACCGCAUCCGCACGAUCCAUCCGUUCGCGUUCGUCGGCAACGGCCAUCUGAAGGUGUUGCAGCUGCAGGGCAACCAGCUCGGAUCGUUCGAGCCGGACCUGUUCGGCAAUCUGCCGCGGCUUACCUUCCUGAACGUGAGCAGCAACGAGCUGGAGACGGUGGGGAAUUUGAGCUUCAAGAACAGUGGCGAUCUGCGCGUGCUCGAUCUCAGCUACAAUCGCAUCGGGCUGCUAGAAGACAACAGCUUCAAGGGACUUUAUGAUUUGGAGGCGCUCAACGUCAGCCACAAUCAGCUCGCAACGGUUAGCAAAUAUGUGCUGAAGGAUUGCGCUAAUCUGCGCGAUCUCGAUCUCUCCGGCAACAGGCUGGACUACGUGGGGCUGAAGCUGUCUAGCGCUACGCCACGGCUGGUGCGGCUCAACCUCUCUCGCAACGCGAUCGGUGAGAUCGAGCGGGACGUGUUUGAAGAUCUGCCGAAGCUGCACACGCUCGACCUUGCCCACAACCAGCUGACGGAUGACGCCUUCCUGUGCUCGCUGAUGAAUCUCAGCGUGCUGAACAUGAGCCAGAACGGGUUCCGCAAGAUCAAUGCCUCGCUGCUGGAGAGUCUGACGCUGGCCGAGCUGUACGAUAAUCCCUGGGACUGUCGGUUCCUGGUGCAGGAGCUGGCCCACCACAGCAGCAGUGUGAUCUAUGGCAAGAACUACCUGGUAGAGGAUACGGGCCGCAUACUGACCGCGACCGGUAUCGAGUGUACGGACGAACGGGGCAAACACCGUGACAUUGUGGUGGUUGAACCGCCGGCCAAAUCUUCCCCCGAUGAGAUGGAAUUUCAACGGUACAAAUUCUUCCACGAAGGGCACGUCGACACACGCCCCAUUCAGGACAACUUUGACACCAAAUCCACCGUCAUAUGGCUAAUGUCCGGUGCGAUCGCCGUGUUCGGUGCGUUCAAGCUGAUCCAGCUGCUGCUGCGACACUCGGAACACCAGAGCGAAAAGUGGCGCCUCGCCCAGCACGUAAGUAGCGACGAGGAUCAUGAAGCGGCGCGGCACUACUCGAGUGUCGGCAGCCCGGCCAGCCCUACCUCGCCCAACUCGGCCACCUCCGGUGGGUUUAACUUCUUCCUUACCGUGCCCCAUCAGGGUGGUAUGAGACAAUACUCACCAACGAUAAAAUAGAUAGUCAGUGUAUGGUAUGGUGUAUGUUUGUUUUGGGUGAAGCGUUUCAAUUCCACUGGAUGUGAUUGUGAUCUAGCACUGUGAGGAUCGUUGUGUAUCGUUUUAUAGAUUUUUUUUUGACUAGAACUGUAAUAUCAGUGCAUAUUAACGUGUGAUUUAUCUAAGUUGUCUGUACUUCCGUCCCACAGUUGUAAGCAUAUUGUAAUGUGUAUGUGUAAUGUUUAGUGAAGUAAAGCGGAGCUCUAAUAAAACUGAACGUAAAAACUUAA
Molecule: messenger RNA, 3108 nt
Organism: Anopheles coluzzii
Lineage: Eukaryota; Metazoa; Arthropoda; Insecta; Diptera; Culicidae
Product: insulin-like growth factor-binding protein complex acid labile subunit
Exons: 3
Coding region: 983-2839 (618 amino acids)
Molecular function (GO): protein binding
Source: RefSeq, a predicted model, not a curated record